AUGGAUGAAGAGCAAGAUAAAUUGUUGCCUAUUGCCAAUGUUGGUCGGAUUAUGAAGCAAAUCCUGCCACCAGCUGCCAAGAUUUCCAAAGAAGCAAAACAAACAAUGCAAGAAUGUGCAACAGAAUUUAUAAGUUUUGUAACUGGUGAGGCAUCUGACAAGUGUCAAAAGGAGAAUCGCAAGACAGUGAACGGAGAUGACAUCUGUUGGGCUCUCAGUUCUCUAGGGUUCGAUGACUAUGCUGAGGUUAUAGUAAGGUACUUGCAUAAAUAUAGAGAAGCUGAAAGAGAGAAAUCAGCUAACCAACACAAAUCUUCUUCCACUGACCAAGAUAUUGAAGAAUCCAACCAUAAAAGUAGCCAACCCCAGCAGCAAAUUGAAGCUCCUAACGGGAUAGAAUUUAGGGUUCUUGAUAAGGGCAACAGCAGCUCUUUCAAAAACCCAUCCUGA
Molecule: messenger RNA, 450 nt
Organism: Dovyalis caffra
Lineage: Eukaryota; Viridiplantae; Streptophyta; Magnoliopsida; Malpighiales; Salicaceae
Source: the annotation of a GenBank genome assembly